GCCGCGGGCGGGGAGCGGGGAGCGGGGCGGAACCGCGGGCGGUUUGAAGCGCGGAGAUGGCGACGAAGCGGCUGGCCAGGUUGCUGGGGAUGGCGCGGAGCGGCCGGAGCGGCGGGGCGACGGAGCGGCGAUCCGGAUUCGGCUUCCUGCUCGUCCUCGACUUCGAGUCCACCUGCUGGCGGGACGCGCGGCAGCGCCGCCCCGAGAUCAUUGAGUUCCCGGCCGUGCUGCUGAACGCCGCCACGGGGCGGAUCGAGGCCGAGUUCCACACCUUCGUGCAGCCGCAGGAGCAGCCCGUGCUCUCCGAGUUCUGCACGGCGCUGACCGGCGUCACGCAGAAACAAGUUGACGAAGGAGUCCCUCUGCACAUCUGCUUGUCACAAUUCUUGAAGUGGCUUCAGGAGAUACAGAAGGAGAAGAAAUUUCUGAUUGUCUCAGAAAUCCCAAGUAAUGCCAUUCCUGAGACACAGCUGUGUGCUUUUGUUACCUGGACAGACUGGGACCUGGGCGUGUGCUUGCACUACGAAUGUAAGAGGAAACAGUUACGGAAACCUGACAUCUUCAAUUCCUGGAUUGAUCUCAAAGCAACGUACAGGGCCUUCUACAACAGAAAACCUAAAGGGCUGAGUGGUGCUUUGCAGGAUUUGGGACUGGCUUUUGUAGGACGGGAACAUUCUGGGUUGGAUGAUUCUCGGAAUACUGCUUGCCUUGCUUGGAGGCUGAUUUGUGAUGGGUGUGUGCUGAAGAUUACUAAAUCUUUGGAUAAGUCCUGUCCUAGGAAGAACUUAAUUUCCAGAACGCUGAAUACCAACUCUGCUGACAAGACUCUGCCAGGAAGUAGCAGCAGCCUUGAAACAUCCGGAAAUAGACCUUGCAAAGCAAGCUCUCUGGCAGAGAGAAACCACAACGGUACUGCUGGAAUUAUGGUAAAUUCUCAUGUACAAUCUGCAGAACAGGCCACUUGCAGUGAUUGCUCUGCAGACAUGCGUGUUGUAUCUGGCAGCAGCUCACGAUCUGGUUGCCAUGAGGAAGUCCAAAGCUCUUCCACAGUAUCUGCUGAGAGAUUUCCUCUUCUUGGAUGUGCACAGCAAUCUCACAGUAAUUUAUCACCAGGCAUUCAGCAAGGAUUGAACAGUGGGCAUCUCAUGAACACAGCAAGGUACAGCUCUCCAGUGUGUGGGUCAGGACUAGUACUCAUCUCCACCACCAUCUCCUCAGUUAAUACCUCCAGUGAGGAUACAGGCACUCAUUCUGAUUGUUUGUCUCUGCUGACUGACUGGGAAGAUGUAGCUCUAAUACCUAAAUCUCAAUCUGAACCAAAUUCAGACUGCGUUCAAUCUAAGGAGGACUCAAGUACAGACUUCUUAACUGUGUCUGAAGAAGAAACAAUUCCAAAGCAAUCGGCUGCAAUCAGUUCAGGUGAUCAAAGUUUGGGGAAAACUCUGGUACCCAUUGAACACCCCAGAUCUAUCAUUUACAAAAGUCCUGAUACUACAAUCUAUAAUGUAGGAACAGUACAAAGGCAGACUUCAAAUCUUUCUGCUUUUAAGAUGCCAUCUGCAAAAGUAAAUGCUAUUUCAUCUCAAUCAGUAUUAAUGAGAAAUUAUUCUAUUCCUUCUGAGGUUCCCAAAAGAAAGCCAACUAGUCCAACAGCACUCCCACCAGCAAAAAAACAGCCUUUUGCUGUCUAUCAAGAGAAAACUGCGUCUUCAGAUCAUGCCUUGCCUCUGAGAAAUUUGAAUUUGUCCAAAGCAUCUCGCACCAUUCUGAGCUCCGCAGUCAAUCUGAAUCAGUCUGUAACAGCUGUGAAAAAUGAAAAACUAACCCCUCCUCUGUGUAACUGUGGUCGAAGGGCUAAAAGGCUCUAUGUGUCAAAUGCAGGUCCAAAUCAUGGCAAGGCUUUUUUCUCUUGUCCUGUUGACAGGCGUGAAGGUAGUAAGCGAAGUUGUGGAUACUUCAAGUGGGAAAACGCAUUUCUAAAAGAGAAAUCUCGUGAUAUCGCCAUGAAUGUAGAUGCUUUGACCUCUCUUGGAACGUGCCCCAACACUUCAGGAAAUUAUUCCAACAAAUCUUUGUUCCUCAGACCAUCUAUGAGAACUUGAAGCUUCUUAAUUUGGUGGU
Phasianus colchicus (ring-necked pheasant) is the source of this 2121-nucleotide messenger RNA. RefSeq names its product ERI1 exoribonuclease family member 2 (gene ERI2). The record is from RefSeq and is a predicted model, not a curated record. Gene Ontology annotation, molecular function: 3'-5'-RNA exonuclease activity; zinc ion binding; nucleic acid binding. NCBI's taxonomy places the organism in Eukaryota, Metazoa, Chordata, Aves, Galliformes, Phasianidae.